CUGGCCCUCUGCCACCCUUUGCCUCAUUGCUUGAGCCUGAGGCGUUCGAAGGACGCCUUUCAGUCUGGAAGCAAGCAGGAAAGGGCGGGAGUGCACCAUUGCUCGUUCCCUUUGAGUUCUAUGCAGGUCACAAUGCACUUUCAUGCACGCCAAUCAUGCAUCUGACUCUUUUCAACUCGACCAGUGCCACUCCGUUGUAAGCGGCAUUGCAAACAGCAACCAGCUCAAACAGCCAGAAAACAAGCUUCUGAAGCAGUGUCCAGAGGGAAUUUGGGCCCACAACCAUGGUCUUUGCUGAUGCAAGGUGGUGGUGUCAGAUGAGAAUGAGAAAUUGAGCGGCCAGGAAGUCUUAGUUUUCCUUGGGUGCCUCACUUCCUGCCAUGGCGAAUGCAAAAGAUGGAGCAGCACCCAUUGAGGGGACACGAGGGACAGACAUGGAAGAGAGGGAUGCUGCAAAGCGAUCAGAGGAAGCAGAGGAGAGCCGCCGGAGAAAGCAGGUUUUCAGAGAGACCAAUCUGAAGCCGGAGCGACCCGAUGACAGCUUCUUCCGCAGCCUCGACUCGAGCGUGAAGCGCAACACUGCCGCCAUCAAGAAGCUGCGAGCCGUCAGCGAAGAGACACGGCCCAGCCUGCUGGAAGAGCUGAAGUCGGUAAACCUCAGCAAGUAUCUCAGCGAAGCAGUGGCAGCAAUCGUGGAGGCCAAGCUCAAGACGGCAGACAUCGAUGCGGCGGUACAGGUCUGUUCCCUGCUCCACAUCCGCUACAAGCACUUCACCCCCCAGCUGCUCGAGGCGCUGCUCAAGAUCUUCGCCCCACCCCCAAAGGGCGCCCCCGAGGCCGAAGAGAAAGGCGCACGCCUCAGCAAGCGGCGGACGGCCCUGCGCCUCCUGACAGAACUUCUGAUCGCUGGGGUGGUCACAGACUCCGCCGCUCUAGUUGGGGUCAUAAAGGAGCUGGCCAAGCCCGACCAGGCAAAGGACAGGGACGCGGCCCAGGCGGCGGGGACCCUUCUCGUGGCGUUUCUGAAGCAAGCAAAGGAGCCGCUGCGGCUGUCAUCGAAUGCAACGAAGGACACGCCAGGACCGUUCUCCCCUCCCGUCUUAACAGAGGCAGAGUGCGCGAGCAUCCUGGGUCACCUCGGGACCUUCUACACGGCAGCGGAAGCUUUGCUGCUCUCGGAACAUAAGUCGCUCCGCGCGCUGGAGGCCGAGAACGCGGCCGUCAUGACUUCCAAGGGCGAGUUGAGCGAGGAGACGACCGCUGCGUACGAGAAGCAGCGCAAAGCCUACGAACAGCUCCUGCGCACCCUCUCCUCCCUGGCGGAACUGCUCGAGCGGCCGGCGCCUGAUCUGCCGGAAGACGACACCACCCGGGUGACGAGCGGGCCGGCCGCGAGCGUGGCCCCUGCCGGGAAGGAGCCCGCCGGGCCGGAGCCGAUCUGGGACGACGAGGACAUGCGCACCUUCUAUGAAGACCUGCCGGACCUGCGAGCUUUCGUACCUGCGGUUCUGUUGGGCGAGGCCGAGCCAAAAGCAGAAGAGCCGACCAAGUCGGACGCUGGCGAGGCCGCGGAUGGCGACGAGAAGGGGUCCCCCGACAAGAAGGGCGCGAGCGGCGAGAAGGAGGCCCCCGAGGGGGAGGACAAGGGGCUGAAGAAUGCGCAGGACAACGCGGCGCUGGAGGCGCUGUUGCAACGGCUGCCCAAGGCGGGCAGCAGGGAUCUCGUCGACCAGAUCGCGGUGGAGGUGUGCUACCUGAACAGCAAGGGCACGCGCAAGAAGCUGGUGCGCGCGCUGUUUGCCGUGCCGCGCACUGCGCUGGAGCUGGUGCCGUACUACACGCGCCUGGCGGCCACGCUGGCGUCCGUCAUGAAGGACGUCGCGCCCAUGCUGCUGGCCAUGCUCGAGGAGGAGUUCAACUUCUUGCUGCCCAAAAAGGACCAGUCCAAGAUCGAGACGAAGAUCCGCAACGUGCACUUUCUCGGCGAGCUGGCCAAGUUUAAGCUCGCGCCCCCCAGCCUCAUCUUCACGUGCCUCAGGGCCUACCUGGACGACUUGAGCGGCAGCAACAUCGACGCGGCGUGCCAUCUGCUGGAGUCGUGCGGGCGCUUCCUGUACCGGACGCCCGACACGAGCGUCCGCAUGAGCAACCUGCUGGACGUCCUGAUGCGGCUCAAGAACGCCAAGAACCUAGACGCGCGCCAGAGCACCAUGGUCGACAACGCCUUCUUCCAGUGCAAGCCGCCCGACCGCCCCGCAACCGUCGUCAAGCACCGCCCGCCGCUGCAGGAGUACAUCCGACGGCUGAUCUACACGCAGCUGAGCGCAUCGACGAUCGAGAGCGUGCUGCGUCAGCUGCGCAAGCUGCCGUGGGGGGAGUGCUCCGGCUACGUGGCCAAGGUGCUGGGCCGCGUGCACAAGCUCCAGUACGCCAACAUCCACCUCGUCGCGUCGCUCGCGGCCGGCUUCACCAAGUUUCACGACGACCUGCCCGUCACGCUCGUCGACCAGAUCUUGGAGGAGAUCCGCGCGGGCCUGGAGGACGUGGGCGGCGGGCUGGCGCGCCAUCAGCGGCGCGUGGCGCAGAUGCGGUUCCUGGGGGAGCUGUACAACUACCGCAUCGUGGACUCGCCCAUCGUCUUCGACACGCUCUACCUUAUGCUCAACUACGGCGUCGGCACGGUCCAGGAGGCGGCGCUGGACCCACCGGGGGACGUGUUUCGCAUCCGGCUGGUCCUGACGCUACUGGAGACGUGCGGCCAGUUCUUCGACCGGGGCGCCGCCAAGCGCCGCCUCGACCGGUUCUUGCUCUACUUCCAGCGCUACCUCCUCUCCAAAGCCGCCAUCCCGCUCGACGUCGAGUUCGACCUCCAGGACACUCUGGCGUCUCUGCGACCCAAGCUGAUCCGGCUGCCCCGGUUGGAGAUGGCCCUCCAAGCGGUGACUCAGCAGGAGGCCCAGGAGGCCACGCUCGCCGAAGAAGAGGCUGCCCGGGGGAUCCCCCCGGGUGCGCCCGAGAAGGCCCCCAAAGGCCGCAAAAAGACCAUUGCAAGCCGGAUCGCGGACGGCUCAGUCAGUAUCGUGGAGGGCGAUACGAAAGGGGAGUGGGGGGAGGGGGAGGAAAGCGAGAGCGACGACGGGAGCGAGAGUGAGCGCGGGGGAGAUAAGGAAGAUCAGAACGAGGGAAAGGCUGCGAGCGACACAGAAGAAGAACCGGGGGCGGGUUUCGGGGGAGAGGACACCGAGGGCGAGGGGGAUGAGUACGUGCGCGUCCGGCAGCGCGCGGUGAGCGCGGAAGAGGAGGCGGAGUUUGACAAGGAGCUGCGCGCGAUGGUCCAGGAGAGCGUGGAGGCGCGCAAGUUCGAGGUGCGGAAAGGGGCCGCGCUGGAGCUGGCCAUGCCCAUCAACAUCGGAGCGCAGAAGCCGGGCGAAACCACCGCCGGCCCUGAGGCGGACGCCCCGGCGGGGGGCAAGGCGUUCCGGCUGGUGACCCGGCGCGGCGCCAAGCAGCAGACGCGCGAGCUGAUCGUGCCCGCGAGCAGCCGGCUCGCCAUCAGCAGCCGCAAAAAGGACGACGCGGAACGGGAGGAGAAGCAGGCGCUCAAGCGGAUCGUGCUGGACUACGAGGAGGCACGUGCCAGCAACGAGUCCGACUUCGGGGGUGGCGCGGUACGUACUGGGACCCGGGUGCUCAACAAGGGGGGGUUGUUGUUCAGCAACAGCGGGGCGCGCGGCAGGGGGGGUGCGAGAGGAGGCGGGCGGUAUGUCGGGGGGGGAGGGGGGAGGUGCGGAACCAGCCUGUGCCGGAGGUAGAGGACACGUGGCAAGAGUAAUGACGGCAUUCCGGGAGUCCCGCACAACGGCUGAAGCGCCGUUUCUGAGAGCGUGGAGGCCAGUCGUACCAGAGGGAGUCGCGUGGAGUAGUGGCUUUGCUCGUCCAAAGAGGGCAUGCAUCACGAGUCAUCCUGGAGGCCACGGAGCGGUUGCCAACUGAGAGGUUCGUGCAAGAGCGACUCGGCAAAGCCCCGCUUGGGAGUUACAACGUCAGAGUCGACUCGCUUCAUCAGGUGCGGAGAGAAAAGGAAGACGAGCGGCCAGGUGGCUGUGGUUGAACCUUCACGUUAGCAGGUCGGGAACUGGGCCUACUGACGACAACUAGGGCGACGGAAAAGUUUUGGCCGCGGAAUGACGGAGACAAUCACGAUUUCGUCGUCGGAAUCGGUGGAAGUCGCAAGAGACAAAUCGU
Messenger RNA from Klebsormidium nitens, 4245 nucleotides. Lineage: Eukaryota; Viridiplantae; Streptophyta; Klebsormidiophyceae; Klebsormidiales; Klebsormidiaceae. The record is from the annotation of a GenBank genome assembly.